CAACAAUCCUAACAUUAUGACGUCUGACGUAAGUCAGGAAUAUAUUGUGGAAUAGGGGUUAUAAUGAACAGAUGAACAGAAUAAUUAAUUAAUAAUUCUUAUUUGUUGUGUUUGGAUUAUCCUUCUGUAAGGAUCACACGUCUGCAAAGAUGCAUAAAAUACUAGAGUUUCAAGCUGUUGUGCUGGCCGCGGGCAGAGGCUCCAGGUUGCCUGAUGUUGGUGGUUCGGUUUCUAAGUGUCUGUUACCUGUGGGACCGUACCCAGUCGUGUGGUACUCAUUGAACUUAUUGGAGAAAUUAGGAUUUCAAGAAACAUUGGUUGUUGUACUUGACGAAGACAAAUCAAACAUCUUGAAUGCUUUGGAGAAAUGUCCUCUAAAAAUUAAGUAUGAAUUAAUAGUAAUCCCAUCCGAUGAGGAUUGGGGCACAGCUAACUCCUUGAAGCACAUCAGUAGCAGAGUAACCACAGACCUGUUGGUGAUAUCUGGAGAUCUUAUAACUAAUAUCAAUUUAAAUGAAGUUUUGAAUGUUCAUAGAAAAUAUGAUGCAGCUCUUACAACAUUAUUCUUUAACAAUGGGCCCGAAGAAUGGAUUGAGCUACCUGGACCUAAAACUAAGUCUAAACCUGACAGAGAUCUUGUCUGCAUUGACAAGGAAACACAGCGACUUGUGUUUCUAGCUAGUGCUAGUGAUUUUGAGGAGAAUAUUACAAUACCCAGAAUGUUAUUAAAGAAAUUUGAUUCAAUUAGCAUGUACAGCCGCUUGUUAGAUGCACAUGUGUAUGUUAUGAAGCACUGGGUGAUGAAUUACCUUGUAGAGUCUGACAGGUUCACAUCAAUCAAAGGAGAACUUAUUCCACACAUUGUGAAGAAGCAACUAUCUAAGCCUAAAAACACUUUAGAAAAGAAAGGAACUUCAGAGAAAAAUGUUGAAAUUACUAAAGAUAUAUUUGAUUAUGCAGUUGAGAAUGGAUAUGAGAGUAAGAUUAGGGAGAUGACAGCUUAUAAUGACCAUAAACUAGGCAGUAAAGGUGUCUUCUACAAUGACUUGCUACGGUGCUACGCUCAUGUACCUGACAAGAACACAUUUGGUAUAAGAGUAAAUACAUUGUCGUCAUUUUAUCUAUCUAAUAACAAGAUAUUGUCAAAGUGGGAAGAGCUGACUGGUACUCCUUUAACAGAAAGAUUUCACCCAGAUAGUGAUGUGAAAACAAAACAAAUAGAUGAAACAAGCACAGUGGGUGAAAAAAGUCUUGUCAGUGAAAAGACAUCUAUCAAAAACACAUUCAUCGGUGCCAACUGUACUAUUGAAAACAAAGUUAGAUUGACCAACUGUAUAUUGAUGAACAAUGUCACUAUCAAGGAAGGUUGUGUUCUACAAGACUGCGUGGUAUACACUGGCGCGACGGUAGAAACUGGUUGCAACCUUCAGUUCUGUCUGGUGGGCCCACACCACGUCGUCGCAGCCUCGACUUCUAGCAACCAUCAGCUGCACGCCGAGACCACCGACAACAUGAUCACACUGGGCUAAUAAUUUAAUUAAUUUACAGAGUAAUAAAGAUUUUAUUAUAUUAUA
Spodoptera exigua (beet armyworm) is the source of this 1574-nucleotide messenger RNA. Lineage: Eukaryota; Metazoa; Arthropoda; Insecta; Lepidoptera; Noctuidae. The record is from the annotation of a GenBank genome assembly.